This is a messenger RNA of Coffea eugenioides, 1477 nucleotides long. RefSeq names its product beta-glucuronosyltransferase GlcAT14A. The record is from RefSeq and is a predicted model, not a curated record. Gene Ontology annotation, molecular function: glucuronosyltransferase activity. Gene Ontology annotation, cellular component: membrane. The transcript is spliced from 4 exons. NCBI's taxonomy places the organism in Eukaryota, Viridiplantae, Streptophyta, Magnoliopsida, Gentianales, Rubiaceae. The coding region runs from base 149 to 1348 and encodes 399 amino acids.
UAUUAUUCCCUCCUAAAUCAGACUCCAACAGCAACCACCACUUGAAAACUUUUAACUACCCACCACUUCUCUUCCAUUCUCAAAACAGCAGCUUCUUCAUCCAAAUCCCAAUCUAACUAAUACAAAUUCUUGCAAAAUCCUUACAACAAUGAUCACCAAAAUUUUCUUUGUCACAUUCAUUUUAACUUCUAUUCUACUAUCUCUUCUCUACAUUCCCACUCGGCUGUCCCACCCCAUCACCAUUUUCAGGCCACCCAAAAGCUUCAUCAUCCCAAAAACCAGCAAGCCAUAUCCAGUGACUUUUGCCUACUUGAUCUCAGCAUCUACGGGAGACACUGUGAAGCUUAAACGCCUAUUGCGCGCACUGUACCAUCCAGGAAAUUACUAUCUGAUACACCUGGAAGCUGAUGCAGAAGACUUUGAGCAUAAGGAGAUAGCAAGAUUUGUGUCCAGUGAGCCUGUUUUUAGCCAAGUUGGCAAUGUUUGGAUUGUUGGAAAGCCUAAUUUGGUUAGCUAUAGAGGUCCAACCAUGCUUGCCACCACUCUCCAUGCAAUAGCUAUGCUUCUUAGGACUGCAAAAUGGGAUUGGUUCAUCAAUCUCAGUGCCUCUGACUACCCUUUGGUAACUCAAGAUGAUCUGAUGUCAGCAUUUGCUAACUUGCCAAGAGAUCUUAAUUUUGUUCAGCACACUAGCCAUUUGGGCUGGAAAAUGAAUAAGAGAGGAAAGCCAGUUAUAAUAGACCCAGGUCUGCAUAGCCUUAAUAAAUCUGAGAUCUGGUGGGUUAUAAAGCAAAGAAGUCUCCCAACUGCCUUCAAGCUUUUUACAGGAUCAGCGUGGACAUUUCUAUCCAGAUCCUUCUCUGAAUAUUGCAUUGCUGGUUGGGACAACCUGCCAAGAACCCUUCUCCUUUACUACACAAAUUUCGUUUCAUCUCCUGAAGGCUAUUUCCAGACAGUAAUAUGCAAUUCUGAAGACUACAGAAACACUACAGUCAACCAUGAUCUUCACCAUAUUACAUGGGACAAUCCUCCGAAGCAACAUCCACGGUCACUUGGGCUAAAAGAUUAUAGAAGAAUGGUCUUGAGCAAUCGUCCAUUCGCUAGGAAAUUCAAGCAGAAUGACCGUGUUCUUGAUAAAAUUGAUCACGAGAUUCUCAAAAGACACCAUAGACAUUUUACUUAUGGUGGAUGGUGCUCCAAGGGGGCUGAUGAUCUGAGUCUUUCAUGCUCAGAUUUGCAAAGUGAGAAUUAUGGUGUUCUGAAGCCUGGAACAGGUGCUCGAAGAUUGAGAACUUUAUUAUCUAAACUGCUCUCUGCUCAAAACUUGAAUAAGAGACAAUGUAAAUGAUUUUUGCAAAUUAUGUUCAGUAGCAGUGAUGGUAGUUUUCUGAGUCAAUUUGCGACAACUGUAUGGUUAAUUGCUUAACUUCUUAUAUAAGUUCAUAAUAAUACGAGGAUAAGAAGUUGCAGAUCUUAA